UCAUUCUACCGGAUAUCCGGUGGCGAGAGCCCAAUCACCCAGCGCCACAUUCCCCGGCCAUCAUUAAAUACUCCGAAAAUCGUUCGCCGGUGCUUCGGGUCAUGUGCAUAGUGAUGAAUCGAAUUGUUUAAUUUCAGCCGUACACAUAGAGUAGCUAGGUUCCACUCUAAUCAAUAGUAAUGGCCCUUUCGUCAAUCUCGCGGCUGCACCUCUCCUGGUGCGUCGUCGCGUUGUCAAUAAUUAGCUUGUACAAAGUUGAAUGUAUCGCAGUCAUGUCUGUGGACCUUGGUGUCGAAUGGAUGAAAGUUGCCAUUGUUUCUCCUGGAGUUCCUAUGGAAAUUGCCUUAAACAAAGAUUCACAAAGAAAAACGCCAGUCGCCAUUGCAUUCAGAGAUGGGGAACGGCAUUUUGGUGAACAAGCUGUCUCUACUGGUGUCAGGUUUCCGGACAAGAGCUACUCUCACUUCCUCGACCUGUUGGGGAAGGAGAGGAACAGCCCUGUGGUGAAGGAAUUUGAGCGUCGCUUCCCAUACUACCAGUUAGAGGCCGACCCCAAGACUGGCGGUGUCUUGUUCAGGCACCCAGAGAACAUGACCUUCACCCCUGAAGAACUGCUAGGCAUGAUUCUGGCCCACGCGAGGGAGUUUGCUUCAAAUGCUGCUGGGCAGACAAUCAAGGAUGUGGUGAUCACAGUUCCUGCAUUCUUCAACCAAGCAGAAAGGAGAGCACUUGCUCAGGCUGCUAACCUUGGGGGCCUCAAGCUGCUUCAGCUCAUUGGAGCCAACACUGCUGCUGCGCUGAACUACGGUGUUUUCCGCCGCAAGGAGUUCAACGACACGCCGGUGCACAUUCUGUUUUAUGACAUGGGUACUGGCAGCACCACGGCCACCAUUGUGGCCUACCAGACUGUCAAGACCAAGGACAAGAUUCUUGCCGAGCACGUGCCUCAGCUUUCCAUCAAGGGUGUCGGGUAUGAUCGUUUCCUGGGUGGCCUGGAGUUCAAGCUGCGAUUGGGCGAACGGUUCGCUCGGGAAUUCAGCGCGCUCAAGAAGACGAAGCAGGAUGUGUUUGACAACAAGCGUGGCCUGGCCAAGCUCUUCAAGGAGGCCGAUCGUGUCAAGAAAGUCCUAAGUGCCAACACUGAACACGUGGCCCAGGUUGAGAAUGUCAUGGAAGAUGUGGACUUCAAGCACCCCAUCACCAGGCCUGAGUUUGAGGAGAUCUGCGAUGACCUGUUCAAGCGUGUGUCUGCACCUAUCCACAUGGCUCUGUCAUCUGCUGGCAUGACAUUGGGUGAAAUCGACCAAGUGAUAGUGGUGGGUGGCAGCACCCGCAUUCCGCGUGUGCAGCAAGAGUUGCACGCUGCUCUGGGAAGCAACCGGGAACUGGGCAAGAGCAUCAACGCAGAUGAGGCAGCAGCGCUCGGCGCGGCCUAUCAGGCCGCCUACCUCAGCAAAGGUUUCAAGGUUAAGCUCUUCCAGGUCAAGGAGGCCAGCCUGUUCCCCAUUCAGGUGGACUUCAGCCGAGAUGUUGACACGGAUGGCGUCAAGAGCACAAAGGUGGUGCGACGUGUGUUGUUCAACAGGAACAACCCUUAUCCGCAAAAGAAGGUCAUGACUUUCUCCCGCUACACGACGGACUUCGACUUCGACGUCAACUACGGAGACCUUAGCUUCCUGCCCAACGAAGAGCUGGGCAACUUUGGAUCGCUGAACAUCAGCAAAGUGUCGCUGACUGGAGUGGCAGAAGCGAUUCAGAAGCAUGCCGACAGUGCUGAGCCCAAGGGCAUCAAAGCUCACUUUAGGCUAGAUGAGAGUGGCCUGCUUCACCUAGACUCUGUCAGUUACCUUUUCGACAAAAAGAUUCCGAUUCCUGGAGCUUCGAAGCAAAAGGUUGUUAAGAAAGACCCACCGCCUGCUCCCAAGCCGGCCGAGGCAACCUUUGAGAAGACUGUGGAGGAAGUGGUUCCUCCUGCCGAGGAGUCGACACUGUCACGACUAGGAAGCACCCUGGGAAAACUGUUUUCUGGAAGUUCAGACGAGCCUGCAAAGGAGGAGGUUGGCCAGGAAGCAGACAACAGUACUGCACAGGCCCAUGAGAACACCACUGCCAACCAUGAUAGCGAGAACAGAACACAGGCUGAGCAGAGGAGCGUGGAUGGGGACGCGGCCAGCAAUGAAACUGUCAAGACUACGAAAUUGGUCACAAUCAAGGAGCCGGUGACCAUUCGUUUGACCCUUGUUGACCGGACGGAAAUCAAUGCCGAGCAGCUUGCCGAAUCCGUCAAGAAGCUCUCUGAACUGGACAACAAAGAUAAAGCAAAGCUUGCAAGGGACCACGCUAGGAAUGCCUUGGAGUCGUUCCUGCACGAGACCAAGGACAAGAUGUACAGCGAGGAGUACGAGAAGGCCUCCACUGAAGUGGAGCGUCAGAACAUCAUUGCCAAGCUCACGGAGGGUUCAGACUGGCUCGAGUAUGAAUCGGACAAUGCCGAGACCAAGGCCUUCAAGGAAAGGCUGUCUGGUUUGACACGACUUGUCAAGGACCUGUUCGAUCGUGUACAAGAACACAGGGAGCGACCAGGAGCCCUUGUUGCUCUGAACAACAUGUUGAAUGCCAGCGAGGUUUACCUGUCUGCCAUCACUGGCCUCCAGGACCAGGUCUUCACAGUUGUGGAGAUUGAGACCCUGUCCAGAAUCAUCAAUGAAACCAAGGACUGGCAAGCAGAGCAUGUGACACUACAGGAACAGACUCCGCUGCACGAGGCACCCAAGCUGACCUUGCGCAUGAUCUUCGACAAGAUCCAGGUUUUGGACCGCGAAACCAAAUACCUGUUGAACAAGGCCCAGCGUGCACCACCGCCAAAGCCGACGACCAAGAAGCCCGAAACACCAGAACCUGCGAAAGAGGCUGAGGAGGAGGUUGUGGCCGACGUGGAGAUGGCCGAGGGACCAGUGCCAGUGGAACAGCCAGCAACAGAAGCCGAAGGUGCCAUUCCCUUGGAACCUGUUGAGCCAACACCUGAACAACCUGAAGACGGCCAACACACUGAACUUUGAUGGAUCACAACACCGCACUCUAAUUUAAUGGACUCGUCACUCACCUCACUGUCUACAGCUCGUUGGCAGCCUAGACAAAACUGUUUGAGAGGGUUCCUUUUUUUUUCUCCUCCCUUGUGGAAGUUGUUUUGUACAUAUAUAGCCGGAGUUAUUUAAUGACAACGGGGUGUAAGGUUAGCCGUGUGCUCAUUGAAAAGUGCAGCAGCAGGAGAAUGUUUCCAUGAAACAGUCUGUGCGCUAGCUUCUUCAGAGGCAUAUUGUUCAGAGCGCUUGGAAACAUCACAUUAGACAAUGAGAUAGGAGCGUUAAGAAUGUGAAAAUUUCACUUUUUUUUUUUUCCUCUUCAUUUGUGGUGUUAGUGAUAGCAGCCACCAGCAAAUUGAUAUUUAUCACACUUUCGUUAGCGCUUUGUGCAGAAAUCGAUUUGCCGGGAGCUCCCACGACACUGCAUCUAGCUUGUAAAAUGAUGAGCUGUGCUGUGUUUUGUAGUGUUGUCCCAGUUCUGUAUUAGAGUGGAAUUGGUGGACAGAGUUGUGAAAAAUGUUUUUGAUGCUUCUGUGUGUAGGCUACUGUUCGAAUAGAUGAUUGACAAUGGAAAUGAAGCUGGUGGACUAGCACACAUUGAAGCGUAAUUUGCAGAACCUGGUAAAGGUGUUUUCUGGUUAUCUUAACCAGCAGCAGCCGGUGAGCUAGUGUAAUCAUUGAUAUUUUAUAGGCACAAACUUUUAAAUUGGGCCCUACUGAUACAGUCGCAAUUUGCAAAAGACCAACGGACUAGUACUCAAUAUGGUGGCGUGAAUAUUGCCACAGAAAAGUUCAUUUUUCAUGCUCAUUUAAGCUAUGGUGUAUUGGACCACUUGUUAUGUUGGGUGUGCUUGCUGGACAUUGUAUAGGGGCGUAGACGAAACUGUGUCUUUAUGUGCACAUUUUUUUAGGUGUUGUUUGGUUGCCUUCUCAGUGUUUAGAGGCGAAAAAAAUAUUUUCCGAGCCUUUAAAUCUUGCACUUUGUGUACGGGCUGGUAACUACUACUACAACUUUUUUUUUAUUUAUUAUCUCUGGUUUCAGGCAGGUAUUUGAUUAGGCAGCCUCAGUUUGUGAUAUGUGGAAGUCCUUUGUUUUUUUUUUUUUAUUGCACAUUUCAUUGCACAUCGCCUCUUGUGUGAGAUAUUGAAGAAGAGUGCAGUCCUAGGAAUGAAUUCCUUUCACAUGUGCAAGUACAAAGCGUGUCUUGGAAAAUUCCAUUCGUGCACGAAAAGUGCGGUGGCCACAGCAGUGUGUGAAGUCAAGUGAGAGAGACCGUGGGCAAGACUGAGUGAAUGACCCUCCCCCCUCCCCCUUUUCCCUGACCAGAUGCAGAAUGCUGGCUGCAGUGUAUUUUCUUGUAUGUUGGUUCUCUACACCAUGUACAUAUCGAAAAACAAAUGUCCUGUUUGCAAAUAAAGGCUUGUGGUCUCGUC
Rhipicephalus sanguineus (brown dog tick) is the source of this 4517-nucleotide messenger RNA. RefSeq names its product hypoxia up-regulated protein 1. Lineage: Eukaryota; Metazoa; Arthropoda; Arachnida; Ixodida; Ixodidae. The transcript is spliced from 22 exons. Gene Ontology annotation, biological process: endoplasmic reticulum unfolded protein response; cellular response to hypoxia; negative regulation of hypoxia-induced intrinsic apoptotic signaling pathway. Bases 180 to 3059 code for a protein of 959 amino acids. The record is from RefSeq and is a predicted model, not a curated record. Gene Ontology annotation, cellular component: endoplasmic reticulum chaperone complex. Gene Ontology annotation, molecular function: ATP-dependent protein folding chaperone; ATP binding.